Messenger RNA from Vairimorpha ceranae, 1386 nucleotides. RefSeq lists its product as hypothetical. NCBI's taxonomy places the organism in Eukaryota, Fungi, Microsporidia, Nosematidae. Bases 1 to 1386 code for a protein of 461 amino acids. The record is from RefSeq and is a predicted model, not a curated record. The transcript has a single exon.
AUGAAAAAAGAAAAUAUAAAUAAAAUUAUUAACCAUCUUUAUAAAUACGGUACAUAUAAAAUUGAUAGUAAUUUAUCAGUAAAAAAAUUUUAUAAUAAGUAUAUAGAUACAUUUAAAUUGCCGUCUUCUACUGAUGGAGAAUCUUCUAUUGGCAAAAUACUGGAAAUUCAACCUGUAUCUUCGUUUUAUAAAACAAUAUCUACCGAUAGGCGAAGCACAUCAUCAAAUGCUAAAAAAAUAUUACUACAACCACAUGAUAAAAGAUUCAAAGCGUUAAUAAAGGAUAUGCAACUGAGUCUAAUUAAACAGCUACAUAUUAUACAAGAAAUUAUUGAUAAGCAUAACAUAUUCUGUACAGAUGACACGAUAGAUAUUAUGUGUUCAGACAUAUCUGAAAAUGAUAUUAAUGAAAUAUUAGAGCUGAUUAAACAGACAGAAGUGAAAAGCGCAGUUGAUGAAAACAAAAUAAAAGAAAAGUCUGAAGACAUUGAACUCAAAUUUGAAUCACAAAAGUCAUUAACUGACGAUGUACAUCGAAAUUUAUAUCCACGCACUAAAAGAAAAUGUUCUGUAUUGUCUAAUGACGUUGAUAAUAAGCGUAACGAUAGCUCAAAACAAAAAGAAAAUAUUGGUAGUAUGGACGCUAAAGAUACCAAUGAAUGUAGUACAUCUACUGCUACUUCGCAAUUUUGUGAAGAGGAGAGAAAUAACACAUCGGGUAUUAAUAAUUCUUUUUCCGAUAAAAAUAUUCUAGAAAUGAUAUUGCAGCUUCCUGCUCCAGAAUCAAAAAAAUUAACUAAAGACUCUUCUGAUGAUCAAAUAGAUAAAAAACUAGCAUUAGCACCAGCUUUGCACAAGAAACAAAUAACUCAUAAUAAUAAUUCUGCCAUAACAAAUGAUGAUGUAAGUAAGUUAGAAGAUUUUUCUUGUAUACAUAAAAUAGAAUGUUUAAUAGAAAACAAAACCGAUUUAAAUGUAAUGUAUAAAGAAAAAACAUUUAUUGACAACAACGAAACUAUAACUUCAAAAGAUAAAGUAUUUAGAAUAAGCGGGAGAAAAGAUUUGCACUUAAGGCCAUUUGAAAAAAAAAUAAAGACCAACCAAAUAACUACUAUAUCAAGAAAUAACAGUAAACAAAAACAAGAUAAUUACAACCUUUGUAAGAAAAUGGUGACUGAAACAUUACCAAUUGCGGAGAAGUUACAAGUGCCUAUUUAUUUGUGUAAUAUGGAAGCCAAAAGUACACCUCCGGCUAGUGUACCUUCCUUUAAUGUUAAAAGGCUAAAAGAAAUGAGUAAAGACAAAUAUAAAGAAAAACUAAACGUUAAAGUUCCAUCAGCUAAAAAUUAUGCAGAUUUAUUAAAAAGAUCUAGAACACAAAAGUAA